Molecule: messenger RNA, 4181 nt
Organism: Pseudogymnoascus verrucosus
Lineage: Eukaryota; Fungi; Ascomycota; Leotiomycetes; Thelebolales; Thelebolaceae
Gene: HHK5
Product: Histidine kinase
Exons: 4
Coding region: 473-3685 (1070 amino acids)
Biological process (GO): phosphorelay signal transduction system; phosphorylation
Molecular function (GO): phosphorelay sensor kinase activity
Source: RefSeq, a predicted model, not a curated record
UGGCUGCUGUGUCCAUUUCAACCGUGAGUUCUACUUGGACCGGGUCCGCGGAAGACGCCUUCUCUGACAAUGUAAAUAGUGGAUAAAUAACUACAACUUUGUUGUUAGUAUCAAGUAAGUCAAUCCAACCCUGUGCCUGCUGCGAGCAUUGCUGAUAGGCCUCAGAUCACAAAGCUUGUCCUUGACUGCGUCCCUCAAGGCUGCGCAGGUAGCUGCCAACCUACAACUCGUCGAGUCGACCUGCAGGACUAUUGUGACUCGGAUAGAGAUACAAAAGUCACUAACGAAUUUCUACCGGAAUGACAACAGCGCAUCGAACUGGCGGCUGGCAGAAGAAGAUCUCCAGGCGGCUCUUGCUAGUACCGGUUACUCGCAGCUGAUCCAGGUCAAGAUAUUUUCAAAAGACGGGACUGGAGACUCAAAGGGGUUGCUAAACGUCACAGCAGUUGGCGCCGCGGAUAUCCAACUUCCGAUGAAAUAUCCAAAUGGCACGAACAUCAAACUUGGCGACCAGUCACCGGAUGGGCCCACUGGAUUCCCUGUUUCGCUUUAUCCAAAUCUCACAUACUCUACCACGACUAUAGACGGCGUGGUGUCCAAUACCGUCAAAGCGUUUCAAAUAUACAAAUUCAAUGCUUCAACUGCUAUGCUACUGGGACCAUUCCAGGUCAACGAAACACUUUCCUUGGUGUCUAUGACGCUGCCAAUUUUCAACAGCACGUCAAGAGUAGAUAUUCUAGGUUACAUGACUGUGGUCGCCGAAUCUACUCGGAUAUUCAGUGUUCAAAAUUCGAGGGAAGGCCUGGAUAGCACCGGCAUGGUUUUGCUUUUGGGGCCAGACACUGAAAUAAACAAAUUCCCUCAAGCGAAAACGCCGGUCAACGAAGGCCAUACUCCAAAUAGCACCGAUCUUGGCGAGCAGGAUAUGAACUUUAUAUUCCCGCCAAUUCCAAACCAGAAUCAGACCGAUCGACAUACUAUGCAUAGCUCCUCUACGAACUACAGCUCCAGUUUCAAGUUAUAUAAGUACCCAGUAGCGCUUGAAGUGUUUAGCAGAAACAACUCCCAAAUCAACAAUGCUGGCAGCAACUUGAAGACUAUAAAUGAGCAAGGAGUCGAGGUUGCUGUUGGAUACGCGCGUCCUAGAAGUAACAUAGUGGACUGGGUACUGAUUGUGGAGGAGACCAGGGCUGAGGCAUUUGCACCAGUCGAGAAAUUACGCAAAAUUCUCCUUGGUUGUAUCUUUGGAACUAUUGCACUCAUUUUGGUUGUUGUCGUUCCAACAGCUCAUUACAGCGUUUUGCCGAUUACGAGGUUGAAAGAGGCCACCGAAAAGUCGGUUCAGCCGCCUGGGUAUACACCACGGAAUAGCAUGGGGUCAGAGAUAUCCAUCGAUGGCGAAGAUCGCCUGGGCGACGAAGAAACAGCAAAUACUUCGUCGAGCAAGACGUCGAAGCGUGGCAAGGGAUUUGUAAUACGCAUGAGACGCUUUGUGCAAGGCAAACACCGAAAAUCAAAGGAGGAACAGACGGAAGAAGAACGUCGCCGAGUGUUUAAAGUCCCUGGAAAGGUGCUUGACCCCAGGCAUUUCAUUACUGACGAGUUGACGGAGCUCACCCGCACCUUCAACGAGAUGUCUGAUGAACUGAUGACGCAGUAUACGAAGCUUGAGGAAAGAGUCGCCGAACGAACUAGAGAAUUGGAGAUCAGUAAAAAGGCAGCGGAAGCAGCGAAUGAAAGCAAGACGCUCUUUAUUGCGAACAUAUCACACGAACUGAAAACGCCGCUUAAUGGAAUUCUUGGUAUGUGCGCCGUCUGUAUGGGAGAAGACGACCUACCUAGCAUCAAGCGAUCUCUUCAGGUCGUGUACAAGUCGGGGGAUCUUUUGCUACAUCUGCUUAACGAUCUAUUAACAUUCAGCAAAAACCAAAUCGGCCAGUCGAUCACUAUUGAAGAGAAAGAGUUUGUCCUUUCCGAUAUCAAAUCUCAGGUCGUGACCAUUUUCGACAAGCAAGUCAAGGAGGCAAAUAUCAAAUUUGCUGUCCACUUUAUUGGUGCGGAAAAUGGUGAUCUUGAUUCCACAAAAGCCCUGACACGGCCGAAGAAGGCUCUCCCUGCCGUGGGUCCAAACGGGACCGGCAGGUUGAAGGACAUGAGGUUAUGGGGGGAUCAGCACCGAAUACUCCAAGUGCUCAUCAAUCUGGUUAGCAACAGCUUAAAGUUCACUCCUGCAGGAGGUAGGGUCAUAGUGAGGAUCAAAUGUAUAGGCGAGAAGGAUGCAGAAGGCAAUGUCAGCAGAAAAGACUCACUGUCAUCGAAACAAGGAUCGUUGCAACGCUCAUCAAGGCAACGGCAUCGCGUUGGUUCUGGCUCCGGAUCAAACGCAUCCACCACCUCGAGACUACCGUCUAGCCCGAGCAAACCUCUUGGCACUGCUCUACUCAUCAACCCUAUGGAUCCAAAGGCGGCUUUAAGCCACAUUCAUGUUCGCGAACGGUCACCGACUCCCCCACCAUCAAACUCGAAAACGCUCAUCUUUGAGUUCGAGGUUGAAGAUACCGGUCCAGGUAUCCCUGCUAGUAUCCAGGACCGCGUCUUUGAGCCGUUCGUUCAAGGCGACUUGGGUCUCAGCAGAAAGUAUGGCGGCACUGGAUUGGGGCUUAGUAUUUGCCACCAGCUCGCUGGACUGAUGGGCGGCACUAUCACCCUGGAAAACACGGGCGAAGGCCAAGGCACUACAUUCAAUAUGCAAAUUCCUCUAAAGUUUGUUGGAGAGCGGACAUCCAGCACAGCAAGUUCAACUGCUGGGGGGUCUCGAACACCCAGUGUUACUUCACGAGAGGAUUCCAGAAUGGCAAGGUUGUCGCUUGAGAUGCAGGCACAAAGUGCCGCGAACAACAGCAGCAGUCAGGUUGCAGUGGUUGAGAAAGAUAUUCAGCCUAGACUUGUUGGGCUGAGUCAGCCAUUCUUUGCGUCGGCAGCUUCUGGGGACGGAGCCACAGAUGAUCAGCUUGCGAUCCUCAACCGUGUCGCAACCAAGCCUGGAUCAGGCAAAAUUCGAGUACUAGUUGCAGAGGAUAACCUAGUGAAUCAAGAAGUCGUCCUUCGGAUGCUAAAACUCGAGGAUAUUUAUGAUGUGACUGUAGCAAAGGAUGGCCAGGAAGCAUAUGAGAAGGUGAAAGCUAGCAUGGAGGAAGGGCUUCAGUUCAAUCUCAUCUUUAUGGAUAUCCAGAUGCCGAACCUCGACGGUUUACAGAGUACUCGACUGAUACGUCAAAUGGGUUAUUCCGCACCAAUUGUCGCAUUGACGGCAUUUUCAGAGGAAAGCAACGUCCAAGAGUGCAUGGACUCGGGAAUGGAUAUGUUCCUCAGCAAGCCCAUUCGACGCCCUGCGCUCAAGCAAGUUCUCAAGAAAUUCGGGACUAUCCUUGAAGAACCAGAACCGAGCCUGUCGCCACAGAACAGCCCAACCACCGAUGGUCCGACUACUAAUGGCGUUACUCAUGGCAUAGCUGAAAACCCCGACUUACCUUCGUCGAAUACCGCCCCUAUCAGCAAUGUUCCCCUUUCAAAUUCAAAACUAUAUCACAAGUCUUCUGAUAGUCGACCCGUGUCGCGGGAGUCUCGUGCGGGCCGGCACCUAUCGCCUCUUCGACCUAUGGAACCCAUCACGAACGGGCCGUAGGAGAGCCUACUUUUUUUUUAAUCCUCGAAAUCACUACAAAUCCCUUAGGGUCGUCUCAUUUACACAUAUUAGCGCGCUUAGCGACGAUUUUCUUUUGUCAUUCGUCCACGGCGCAGAAAACACUCAGGGUACUGGUUACGGAGGGCUGGUCAAGUUAUGUUUGCGCAACCGGUGUUUAGGGGCAUGGUGGAAAGGCUGUCAUGCUUAUAUAACAGCACAUAGCAACCAGGAAAGGUUGGGAAAGGCAACAUUGCUGCCAUGUAUGCGGCGUCAUACUUACUCCGCGGAUAAUAACGGUCUGGAGUUGGUUGCAUAUGGGUGUAUUGUGUAUUUAUUUAAUAAGGAAAUCUCGGCGGAGGAACGGGAUGGCAGUUCGACAUGUAGAUAGUUGGACCUGCACAUAAUUGCGGUUCGAAUAUGACCGAGGACAGAGAUGCAUAUAGGAAGGAAGAGAAUUAUAUAUGCUGAAUAAUAGCGGCAUUUGAUACCCACGCUG